Molecule: messenger RNA, 1189 nt
Organism: Meira miltonrushii
Lineage: Eukaryota; Fungi; Basidiomycota; Exobasidiomycetes; Exobasidiales; Brachybasidiaceae
Product: DJ-1/PfpI family protein
Exons: 1
Coding region: 158-871 (237 amino acids)
Source: RefSeq, a predicted model, not a curated record
UACGCUACAUUCUCCUCCACAAAAGAUGGCGUUGUGAGAACCUUUUCGUUAUGCUUCCCGAACGUGGCAAAAUAAAAGUAUAAGAACAAUUCCAUAUAAACAACAAUCUCAUUCUUAACCAUAUUGAUAUCUAUCACAUCAAAUAAUACAAUUCAACAUGGCACCAAAAAUUCUUUUCGUCUUUACCUCAAACGACAAAUUGCACAACACUGACAAAAAGACAGGAUGGUACCUACCCGAAGCAGCCCAUCCAUACUACACCUUGAAGGAGGCAGGCUUCGAAUUGGUGGCAGCAAGUGAAAAAGGUGGAAAGCCACCAUUGGAUCAAAGUUCGGUUGAUGCAUUUGGCGAAAAGGAUGCUCAAUCCAAGAAGUUCCUGCAAGACAAAGAAGCCCAACAAUGGCUAGAGAACAGUAUUCCAAUUUCGCAAGUACAACCACCCGCAAAGGAAUACGAUGCCAUCUUUUACCCAGGUGGACAUGGACCUUUGAUCGGAUUGCCAGACGAUGAUCAUUCUCAAGCUUUGAUUAGAUCGUUCUAUGAAUCCGGUAGAAUCGUUUCUGCUGUUUGUCACGCACCCGUCGUGCUCACCAACGUUAAGCUAAGCGAUGGUUCUUACCUUGUCAAAGGCAGAAAGGUUACAUCUUUCUCCAACGAAGAAGAAGAACAAGCUCAAAUGGUUGACCAUUGUCCUUACCUAGUCGAAACUCGCUUGGGUGAACGUGGAGGUGAAUUCCAAAAAGGAACACCUUGGACUGAAAAAGUUGUCGUCGAUAAAGACAGUCAAGGUAGAAUUUUGAUCACUGGUGCUAAUCCUCAAUCUGGACAUGGAUUAGCCAAAGAGAUUGUUUCUUUGCUUAAAGCACAUUAAAUGAAAAGUGUAUAUAUGAAAAAGAUGAAUGACCCUUUCAUCGGACCCAUAGGCGUGUGCGUGUUUGUCUAAAUGUUUUCACUUCAUUGCCUUGAGUUGCUUCACAUGUUUAAUUCAUAGGUAUCACUUUCUUUGGAACAUAUGAGUUCAUCAUAUAUUAAUCAAAUAUGCUCGAGGUCAUUGCUAAACAGCAUUUAUUCUUCUUCAGUCACCUUCGCUUUAAACGGCACCGUUUACGCGGAUCCAAAGCCGGUGUACAGUGCACACACAAUGAAAUUAGAAGAAGAUGCACCAACCGCGUGUCCAUUUCGCAUGGGC